Messenger RNA from Chelonus insularis, 2482 nucleotides. RefSeq names its product kelch-like protein 5. Gene Ontology annotation, molecular function: protein binding. The record is from RefSeq and is a predicted model, not a curated record. The coding region runs from base 412 to 2319 and encodes 635 amino acids. NCBI's taxonomy places the organism in Eukaryota, Metazoa, Arthropoda, Insecta, Hymenoptera, Braconidae. The transcript has 8 exons.
UACAUAACGUGAAAUUAUCCUGGCUCUGAGCCUCUAUACCAGUAUGUUUUAAUCACAAAAUAGUGUAUAAAAAAUUAAAAAUUAUUUAUUGAGGAAAAUUUUUUUAUAAUACAUAAAAUGAAAUUUUAAAUAAUAUGAUUCAUAGCUUUAAUAUAUUUUAUUAAUUAAAAUUAUACUGUCAAUUAUAAAAACUAUUUUUUUUUCUUUAUUUACUGUACAAUAAAUGCUGUCAAUGGACUGUCAAGUAAUCUUUAAAAUGUUUGUCAAAAUUGAAUAAUAAAGAAGUUUAAGUUAAAAUAGCAAUCAUCACGCAUUCUCGUAUUUUAAAUAAUAAGUACUAUUUCUUUGUAUUAUCACUUGAUAUUUAAUAAAAAAAUCAAUUUAGUGAAGUAUUAAAUAAUAAAAAUAAUCAUGAAAAACAGUGAAGUGAACAAAAAAGAAGAAGAAAAACUCUGCCUACCAAAAAAAGAUGCUACCACGAGUGAACAAAGCAUUUCAAGUUUAAUGUCAACAGCAUCUAUUUCUCAAGAUGAAAAUUUUAGAGUAUUAAAACAUGCUGAAAACAGCCUUCAAUGUAUGAAAGAAUAUCUACACAACAAAUUACUGACCGAUGUUGUUUUAAUUGCGGGCGGAAAACGAUUUCCAGCUCAUAGACUGGUUUUGAGUGCUAGCUCUGAAUAUUUUGCAGCAAUGUUUACAAGUUCUUUAAGAGAAUCGAGUCAGUCAGAAGUUGAAUUAAUUAAAGUAGAUCCUGACGCUUUAUGGGCACUUAUUGAAUACUGUUAUACUGGAAGUAUAGAAUUAAGGGAAGAUUGUGUUGAAACUUUAUUAGCAACAGCUCGUAUACUUCAGAUAGAUUCAGUAGUAAAAGCAUGCUGUCAGUUUUUGAUAAAACAGCUUCAUCCAAGUAAUUGUUUGGGAAUACGAAUGUUUGCUGAUACUCAAGGAUGUUCUCAUUUAUUAAGUGUUGCUCAUAAUUAUACAACUGAGCAUUUCAUGGAAGUAAUGAGCAGUCAAGAAUUUUUAUUGUUAUCUGCUGAUGAUGUUGCCAAAUUACUCGAGUCGGAUGAUCUCAAUAUUCCAUCAGAAGAAAUAGUAUUUCAAGCUUUAAUCAAUUGGUUGGAAUAUGACUUAGAGAAUCGCCGAAAAGAUGCAAGCCUGUUAUUAAGUUUUGUUCGAUUACCUUUAUUAUCUCCUGUAUUCAUUGCCGAUAAUAUUGAUGAAAAUGAAAUAUUUAAAAAUGAAAAACGAGCUCAAGAGCUAGUCAUGGAAGCUCUAAAAUAUCAUUUACUACCGGAACGCCGUCCUUUGCUCCAAUCUUCUCGGACGAAGCCUAGAAAAGCUACAGUGGGUCAUUUAUUAGCGAUUGGAGGAAUGGAUGAAAAUAAAGGUGCUACUUCAAUCGAUGCAUUCUCCUUAUGUGAUAAUACAUGGAAAUAUUUAGCAAGUACGAAUGGACGUCGUUUACAAUUCGGAGCUGCUGUUGUUGAUUCAAAAUUAAUUAUUGUUGGUGGACGUGAUGGUUUAAAAACUCUUGACAGCGUUGAAAGAUUAGAUUUUUCUACAUUAAAAUGGAGUAGAUUACCGUCAAUAAAUACUCAUAGGCAUGGAUUAGGCGUUGCAGUACUUGGAGGUCCUUUAUAUGCCGUUGGAGGACACGAUGGUUGGAGUUUUCUUCAAACUGUUGAAAGAUGGGAUCCAAAUAAUGAAGAAUGGAGUUUUAUUGCGCCUAUGCCAGGACCAAGAACAACCGUAGGUGUAGCAGUAUUAAAUGAUAAGUAUGUUUUCUCAUCUCUAUUGCUUGUGAUGAUUGUCCACAAUUAUCUAUCAAUUAUGUGUCACUGUAUGCAUAUAAACAUAAACUUUAUCAGAUUAUAUGCAGUGGGAGGAAGAGAUCAAAAUUCUUGUUUAAAUACUGUCGACUGUUAUGAUCCUCAUACAAAUAAAUGGACUAGUUGUGCUCCAAUGUCUAAAAGACGAGGUGGAGUAGGUGUAGGAGUAGCAAAUGGAUGUAUUUAUGCUCUUGGUGGAUAUGAUUUAGCAUCAAGAGGUUCUCACGCUUGCAGAUAUGAUAGUGUUGAAAGAUAUGAUCCCAAAACGGAUACUUGGACUAUGGUAGCGCCAAUGAGUGUAGCAAGAGAUGCUGUUGGCGUUUGUCUACUUGGAGAUCAACUUUUUGCCGUUGGUGGAUAUGAUGGUCAACAAUAUUUAACGCUUGUUGAAACUUAUGAUCCAAUUAUUAAUGAAUGGCAUCAAGUUGCACCUCUUAGAACUGGACGAGCAGGCCCGUGCGUCAUUAUGAAAGAUCCCAUCGGCUGAAAUAUUACAGAAAAUUCUUUUCAAGUUACGAGGUAAAAUACGACAUGAAAAAUAAUGUGAUAAAGUUAAUUUAAUUGUAUUCAUUAGAAUUUAAGUUUUAAACUUUUCGAAAAAAAAUCAUAAUAAUUCAGUUAUAACAUAAAAAAUUAGUUUGGCAUAUUGU